Messenger RNA from Seminavis robusta, 2133 nucleotides. NCBI's taxonomy places the organism in Eukaryota, Bacillariophyta, Bacillariophyceae, Naviculales, Naviculaceae. The record is from the annotation of a GenBank genome assembly.
AUGAUGGUGCUCUUGUCCGGACAGCUUGCCCGCUAUGGCCAUGGCAGCAGAUGUGGUAGAGGCAGUGGAUGUUGUAGGAUCCUGUCAUCCUCCGUCGCAAUUUAUCCAAAGAGGUAUCGUGUGCGGAUUGGAUCUUCUGCAAUUCCUUGUUGGAUCCAUGCCACCAAAUGUCAUGCGAUCAAAGCUCUGUCUACUACUUCGACUGGUGUGGAUAAGUCGAGUUCAAAGAUUGACAACAAGCUCAAUAAACAGAUUGAUCUUAGUCCAAGUGAAGAAGGAAAGCUGCAAUUUCAAAUCACCAAGCAAAUGUUUGAUUUUCUAUGGCCUUCAGUCGACCCUGAGAAAGAUGACAAAGAAACUGUCACAAGGGCAAAAUUGCGCAAACAGAGAGUUUUGGGUUCGCUGGGCUUACUGAUGGCUGGAAAAGCAGUUACAAUUCAAGUACCAUACAUCUUCAAGCAUUUGGUGGAUAGUCUGCCAGGAACAGAUCUCUUGAUGAGUGACCCCACUAUGGCAGCUACAACAGGCCUGCCAAUACUCCUACUCUUGGGAUAUGGCACUGCUAGAGCGUCUGCGUCUGGACUACAGGAACUACGCAAUGUUGUCUUUGCUCAUGUAGCACAAGACAUUAUUCGAAAAGUGGGCCGUCGCACCUUUGAUCAUGUCCAUCAGAUGGAUCUACAGUUCCACCUGGAAAGGAAUACUGGACAGCUAUCUCGUGUCUUGGACAGAGGCAAUCGCUCCAUCACAUUUGUUUUGAAUGCCAUGGUAUUCCACAUUGCUCCAACCAUUUUUGAAGUAUCACUGGUGACUGGAUUGAUGGCCUAUUCCUUUGGACCCAUGCACAGUGCAAUUGUACUGGGAACUGUCAGUGCAUACGUUGGAUUCACACUUGGCAUUACACAAUGGAGAACUCAGUUCAGGAGAGACAUGAACAAACUGGAAAAUGAAGCCAGCGGAAGAGUCGUUGACUCACUUUUGAACUAUGAGACUGUCAACUAUUUUACAAACCAUGAACAUGAAGGAAACAGAUACGAAACAAGUUUGCGAGGAUACCAAAAGGCUGCCUUGCAGGCACAGAAUUCACUCAGUUUGCUGAAUUUUGGACAACAAGCCAUCUUCUCUGCUGGCCUGACUGGAGUCAUGUGGCUUACUACACAACAAAUAAUCGAUGGAACAGCCACUGUGGGUGAUUUAGUACUGGUCAAUGGGCUUUUGUUUCAACUCUCUGUCCCGCUCUUCUUCAUUGGAAGUGUCUAUCGUGAAGUACGGCAAUCCUUUAUUGACAUGGAAAACAUGUAUCAAUUGCUGGAUCAAAAACCUCGGAUUGUGGACAAAGGCACUGCCAUCACGUAUGAUCCUGUGACGAUGGGGACCAAUAUCAGUUUUGAGGCCAUUCAGUUUGCAUAUCCUUCCGCUGCCACAGAACGGCAAAUUCUGAAGGGGACCACAUUAGACAUCAAGGAAGGAAGUACCGUGGCACUUGUUGGGUCUUCAGGGUGUGGCAAGAGCACCUUACUACGGCUGCUGUACCGUUUCUACACUCCCGAUGCUGGCAAAAUUACGCUAGGAGGGCAUUCCAUGGAUGACCUGACUCUCGAUUCGAUUCGGAGAUCAAUUGCAGUCGUCCCGCAGGACACAGUGCUCUUUCACGAAAGCAUUGGAUACAACAUCCAUUAUGGAAACUUGGAUGCUACAUGGGAGGAAGUAGAGGAAGCUGCCAAGAAGGCUCGCAUUCAUGACACUAUCUUAUCAUUCCCAAAUGGCUAUGAUACCGUUGUGGGGGAACGAGGUCUCAAGCUUUCUGGAGGAGAAAAGCAGAGAGUAGCCAUUGCUCGAGCCAUUCUCAAAAGGGCUCCAAUACUAUUUUGUGAUGAACCAACUUCCUCUUUGGAUAGUGCUACUGAGUUGGACAUUAUGACAAACAUCAAGGAAGUUGGCAACGCUACAACAACCAUCAUCAUUGCACACCGGUUGAGUACAAUUCAGGAUUGUGAUGAAAUCAUUGUUUUGCACGAAGGGCAAGUUCUAGAGCGGGGAACUCAUGAUGAAUUGGUGCGAAUGGGAGGUAAAUACACAGCACUGCAAAGGACGCAACAAGAUCAGCAGCUGGAUACAGUGUCAAAGGGAUAA